Molecule: messenger RNA, 1049 nt
Organism: Paramecium pentaurelia
Lineage: Eukaryota; Ciliophora; Oligohymenophorea; Peniculida; Parameciidae
Source: the annotation of a GenBank genome assembly
AUGAGUAAAAUAGUCAAAUAAAGAGUUAGUAUGCAUGAUGAGUCAACUAGUCUAUCAAUUUAUUCAAAGAAUGUUAAUAAAAAGAGUAACAUUUAUUUAAUCAUAUAGAAAAACAUAAUCACAAAUAAAAUUCAACAAAACAAUUGAUUUGUAUAGUUUCAGUGCCAAAAUCAUUAAAAGAGUGUGUUUAUAUAAAAUCAAAUGUAGAACUUAAAUUAGCACUCAAUUAUAUUCCUGAACAUUGUUUAGGUAAUCUUAAAGAAACACCAUGCACAUACAAUCAUAGAGUAACAAGAACAGAUCAAUUAGAUGAUGUUUACUUUUACACUCUAGAACUUCUUGAUCAACCUAAUUAUUCAAUAGAACAGAUAGUUAAUCUACUAUUAAAAUAACAGGAUCCAUGUUCUUAAAUUGCUGUUGAAUUAGUACAUUAAAGAUUCAAUAUCCUCAAUGAAUAUACUUAACAUUAUUACAUAUCAAAUGAAGAAUUAUUAGAAGUUGAAUAAAUUGCAUAAGAUUAUCCAUAUCAUUGUAUAAUACAAAAAGUAAACAAAGAUAGUAGUACAUUAUCAUAAAGAAUUGUUAAUGAAUAAUUUUAUACACUUAUGGGAGUGACUAGAGAAAUGGUUUCACAUCAUCUUCAUGAAACUAAAACUCUACCAUCUAUUUUUGAUAUUGGUACAUCUUUAAAAUUAUGGUGUGAUAUUACUUUGAGUUCACUUUCAGGAGUAUCACAUUUUGAUUAAUAUAUUAAUACUUAUGAAGGAGCAUAAUAUAAAUGCAAAAUUGAAUAAAUAUAAAUGUAUAAAAGAACUUAAGUUAAUCCUAAUUAAAUUGUUUUCAUUGAAUUUAGAAUAUUUAAACUUGAAGAACCCUUAAAAUCAUAAUUACUUAAUCCUUAAAGAAUUUAUUAAAAUUAAAUUGACUAUUUCAAUAGGAAGAAUACAGAAUAAGAAUAUUAACAAUUCUUAAACUCUAUGAAUUACAAACGUUCUCUUCAUUAUAACAAUUCUUAGCCUUGUGGAUAUAAGUAACUUCCAUGGAUAUGA